Messenger RNA from Abrus precatorius (Indian licorice), 1842 nucleotides. RefSeq names its product pollen receptor-like kinase 3. Gene Ontology annotation, molecular function: protein kinase activity; protein binding; ATP binding. The transcript has 2 exons. The record is from RefSeq and is a predicted model, not a curated record. NCBI's taxonomy places the organism in Eukaryota, Viridiplantae, Streptophyta, Magnoliopsida, Fabales, Fabaceae. Gene Ontology annotation, biological process: protein phosphorylation. The coding region runs from base 1 to 1842 and encodes 613 amino acids.
AUGGCCGCUGUUCAUGUCCUUUUCCCUCUCUACCUCUUCCUCUCCCUUUCCCUCUCUUCCUCAUUGGAAACCCAAUCCCUCCUUAAACUGAAACAAUCCUUCACCAACGCCGACCAAUCCCUCUCCUCAUGGAUCCCCAACGUGUCCCCUUGCUCUGGCCCCUGGCUUGGUGUCGUUUGCUUCAACAACAUCAUCACGGGCCUUCACCUCUCCAAUUUGGGCUUAUCGGGCCGAAUCGACGUGGAUGCUCUAUCUGAGAUUCGCGGCCUUCGAACCCUUAGCUUCGUCAACAACUCAUUUUCAGGCCCAAUCCCAGAGUUCCACAAACUGGGGACCAUCAAAUCCCUCCUCCUGACCCAAAAUGAUUUCUCCGGGCCCAUUCCUUCUAACUUAUUUUCCUCCUUAAAUUCUCUCAAGAAAUUGUGGCUCUCUGACAACAAUUUCUCAUCCAACAUCCCCGAUUCCUUAACCCAACUCGAACUCUUAAAAGAAUUGCACCUUGAAAACAACCAAUUCUCAGGCCCAAUCCCGCAGUUCAAGCAAGACCUGUCAUCAUUCGACGUCUCCAACAACCACCUCGUAGGCCCAAUUCCCGACAGCUUAAGGAAGUUUAGUGCCACGUCAUUUACCAGAAACGAUGGGCUCUGCGGGAAGCCUCUGGACCAGAGUUGUGACGAUUCAUCUUCUUUUUAUUCAUUGCCGAAUAAUGAUAAGAAUGACAGUGGAUAUGGGUCGAGUUGGGCUAUUAAGGUGAUAGUUAUAUUGGUGUUGGCGGUUGUUGCGGCGGUUAUUUUUCUAUUCACCAAGUCGAGGAAGGCAAAGGAAGAUGAUUUCAGUGUGGUGAGUAGGAACAGCGAAGUGGAAGAGGUGGUGCAUGUGAACGUGAGUAGUGUGAAGCCAAGUGCACCUGUGAGGAAGGAAUCGAGGAGAGGGGUUUCAAAGAGUGGGGGUAUUGGAGAUAUUGUGAUGGUCAAUGAGGAGAGAGGAGUAUUUGGGUUGCAAGAUUUGAUGAAAGCUGCUGCCGAAGUUUUGGGGAAUGGAGGGUUGGGAUCGGCUUAUAAGGCUUCAAUGGCCAAUGGGUUGUGUGUUGUUGUGAAAAGGAUGAGAGAGAUGAAUAAGAUGGGGAAAGAUGUUUUUGACGCAGAGAUGAGACAGUUUGGGAGGAUUAGACACCAAAAUGUUUUGUCACCUUUGGCUUAUCAUUACCGUAGAGAGGAGAAGCUUUUCAUCACUGAGUACAUGCCUAAAGGAAGCUUGUUAUAUGUCUUGCAUGGUGAUAGAGGACAAUGCCAUUCUGAAUUGAAUUGGUCUACACGUUUGAAGAUUGCUAAGGGAAUUGCAAGAGGGUUGGGCUUCCUUUGCACUGAAUUUUCUACCUAUGACUUGCCCCAUGGGAAUCUCAAGUCCAGCAAUGUUCUACUAACUAAUGAUUAUGACCCUCUCUUAAGUGACUAUGCUUUUCAUCCAAUAAUAAACCCAAGUGUUGCUGUGCAAGCAUUGUUUGCCUAUAAAACCCCAGAUUACAUACAAUGCCAGAAAGUGUCAAAGAAAACUGAUGUUUAUUGCCUUGGAAUCAUCAUUCUUGAAAUUGUCACUGGGAAGUUCCCUUCUCAGUAUCAUAGCAACGGCAAGGGUGGGACUGAUGUUGUGCAAUGGGUCCUCACAGCAAUAUCUGAGAAACGAGAAGCAGAAUUGAUUGAUCCAGAGUUACAAAACAAUACAAACUCACGCAAUCAAAUGUUGCAACUUCUCCAAAUAGGUGCUGCUUGCACAGAAAGCAACCCUGACCAAAGACUACCCAUGAAAGAAGCUAUUAGACGGAUAGAGGAAGUACAAGUUUAA